This is a messenger RNA of Cyprinus carpio (common carp), 5291 nucleotides long. RefSeq names its product HECT and RLD domain containing E3 ubiquitin protein ligase 3 (gene herc3). Bases 240 to 4823 code for a protein of 1527 amino acids. The record is from RefSeq and is a predicted model, not a curated record. NCBI's taxonomy places the organism in Eukaryota, Metazoa, Chordata, Actinopteri, Cypriniformes, Cyprinidae. Gene Ontology annotation, molecular function: ubiquitin-protein transferase activity. The transcript is spliced from 37 exons.
CAGAGCUGGUUGACAGAAGUCACGUGAUCAGUGACACCGUAAUCUGAGUCGUAACUUCCUUGUUUUUGUCGGACCCAUUAAACUGCAACCAUUCCAGUAAUAUACGGUCAAAAUAAACAGGAGACGAAAUGCACAUUACCAGAUCCGUCACGUACAGGCGGAGACGGCAAGGCGGUACAGCCUAGGAGCUCUCCCUGAUUCCAGAUCCUUCCAUCUGUCUCCUUCUUUAUGUGUGAAUCAUGAUGCUGUGCUGGGGAAGCAGUGCCUCGGGUCAGCUGGGCAUUGGUGUGUCGGAGGCGUUUGUCUUUGAGCCGAGGAGCUGUUGCAUGUUCGACGGGAGGGGUCUUAAAGAAGUUGCGUGCGGCAGCCAGCACUCGCUUUUCCUGUUGCAUGAUGGGAGCGUUUACGCCUGUGGCUCCAACAGCUGCGGUCAGCUGGGCCAUGACAAGGGAGGAUGGAGGCCAGAGCUGGUAGGAGCUCUGGAUGCUCAGAAGAUCGCCGGCGUGUCGUGUGGGCAGGCUCACUCUCUGGCGGUGAACGAGCAGGGGCAGGUGUUUGCCUGGGGGGCCGGAGAAGGAGGGCAGCUCGGUCUGGGUACAGCUGAAGAGGCGGUCCGUGUGCCCAGGUUGAUUAAAAAGUUGUGCGAGCAUCGAAUCUCACAAGUGAUGUGUGGCAACCAACACUGCAUAGCACUUUCAAAAGAUGGUCAGUUGUUUGUAUGGGGGGAGAACUCCAGUGGUCAGCUGGGUUUAGGGAAGGGAGAGCCGAGCACUCUGUCUCCUCAACCGCUCAAAUCUCUGUGUGGGAUCCCUCUGGCUCAGAUCAGCGCUGGAGGAGACCACAGCUUCGCCCUGUCGCUCUCUGGAGCCGUGUUCGGCUGGGGGAAGAACAGCGCCGGGCAGCUAGGGCUCAAUGAUGAGCAAGGUAAAACACACGCUGACCUAGAGGUUCAAAAUCUUUUUUUUUUGUGUUAUAUUAGGUUGGUGUGCUCACAGAAGGUGGUGUACAUCAGCUGUGGAGAGGAGCACACCGCCGCCUUGACAAAGGAAGGGGGUCUGUUCACAUUUGGAAAUGGUUCAAGAGGACAGCUGGGCCACGAUUCCACCAGAAACGAGCCUCUUCCACGCAGAGUUAUGGAGCUCAUGGGCACUGAGGUGUCUCAGAUCGCUUGUGGGCGGCACCACACCCUGGCAUUCGUGCCCUCCACUGGUCUGGUUUACGCUUUCGGCUGCAACACUCAGGGCCAGCUGGGUACAGGCCUCAGAGGAAAUGCUAAGAGCCCACUUCCUGUCGGGAACAUCCAACCCCUGUGCAUUGGAAACACACACACAAAAGGCGAGCGCUACACCAUCUGUAAAAUUCACAGUGGAGGUGAUCACAAUUUCCUGUUGUUGUCUACUAAGGAGGGUGCAUCUUGUCCCGAGGAUUUCCGCAUUAUGAAUACCACCAAAAGCAUCGCUCUGAUUAAUUCUGAGAGUCUGGACAGCUGGAGGAUGAAGCUUCAUGACAACAGCGAUUCAAGCAUCACCAAUGACAUCAUACUCCUGUUUUCCUCAACUGCAUGUUGGAAUGCCAGCUUUUUGGACCAAAGUGAUGACGGGCAUUUCAAAACCAACCCCAAAGUCCCGGGCAUCGAUUUCAAUGCUGUUAGGCUGCUUUUUGAGACGCUGAUGAAACCAGCCUUCGCAAGACUUUUGGAGCAGGCCACGAAGAGCUUUGAGAGUCUCCUGAUCCCCCAGCUGACCUGCUCUCCUCCUGACGUGGAAGCCAUGCGGAUCUAUCUGAUCCUGUCUGAAUGUCCCGCUCUCCAGGACUCCAAAAACUACAUCUCUCUCACCAUCCCUCUAGCCAUGGCCAUCCUCAGACUGGACGCCAACCCCAGCAAAGUCCUCGAUAAUUGGUGGUCUCUAAUGGAUUGCGAGGUUUUCUCCAGACUAGUGGAGAUGUACAAAAGCAUUGUUGUGUUUCUGUUGACUGGCGGGAAGGCGCUCCUGAUGCCUGUGUUUCUGGAGAGCUACACCAGUGCUGCCCUGCGACUGCUGGAGAAGCUACACAAGGUCAAUCUGAAAGCCCAACUUGUGGAAUACAACCACUUCUACAUCCCUGAUAUCUCAAGGUUUGUGGGCAUGAAAAUGCGAUACCCUCCAGUGCAGGGUUCUGUCACGUUAUGUGCCUAUCCGUUCAUAUUGAACGCACAAGCCAAGACAACCGUGCUGCAAACAGAUGCUGAGCUGCAAAUGCAGAUGGCAGUAAGCGGCGCUAACUUGCACAACGUCUUCAUGCUGUUGACUAUGGAACCUUUGCUGGCAAGAAACCCUUUCCUGGUGCUUCAUGUACGAAGGAACCUCUUAGUCAGCGAUGCUCUCCGGGAGCUCACAGUCUACAAUGACGUAGACUUGAAGAAGCCGCUGAAGGUCAUCUUUGAUGGAGAGGAAGCUGUGGAUGCAGGAGGAGUCACUAAAGAGUUCUUCCUGCUCCUAUUUAAAGAGCUGAUGGAUCCGAUCUAUGGCAUGUUCACCCAAUAUUCAGAGUCCAAUCUUCUGUGGUUCUCUGAUAAAAGCCUGAAGGAUGAAUUGCAUUUGGUUCACAGACAUCACACACUCGUAUCAGUCGCAUCGUCAAAGAUGAUCUACUCAUUUGGAUGUGGGAUGCAAGGGCAGCUGGGAAACGGAGAAAUGAUCAAGCAGUCUGUGCCUUUCCCUGUGGAUCUGCCAACUGAAUGUAAUCAUGACUAUACGAUUGAAAAAAUCAUCGCUGGGGAGAAUCAUUCAUUUGCCUUGUUUUUCAAAGAACUUGAAAGUAAGGGCAAAUCUAAUCCAAGCAGACCGGUUUUGACAUUAAACGACAGAAUGAUUGACCGAUGGCUGUCUGGAACUGAUCCAUGGGCAACAAUAAAACAGGAAAUAAACACAGUGUUCUCCUCCGCUGCCUCUUUGAACGGAAGUUUUCUCAAAACUAGUUGUGAUGAUCAUUAUCAGACAUCUGAGGAUCAUUGUGGUUUGGAUUUUGAUCUGGUUAAAUCAUCCUUUGCAAAGUUAUCAGGGAAUAAAAGCUUGAUAUCAGAGUGGGUGGUUCAGCAGACACUGCUGCCGUCUCUGAAUCCAAAUCCAGUUGGUGUGGAAUCGCUGAGAGUUUAUCUUCUCCUCCCUGAGCUCAUCAGACGUCUCAAGAAACAAAAAACCGAACUCACUGAAGCUCUGGCUUCUAAAAUCCUUCAGCUGGAUCCUGAUUCUCACAAGGUGUUAGAGAAGUACUGGUCCAAACUCCCUGAUGAUUGGCUCAAUAGCUUGGUGAAGUUAUUUCACAAUGCAUCUGCUGAGCUGAUUGAGCAGAUUUCUUGUGAUGAAAUGGACUGUGACUUAACUAGACGCCUGAAGAAGUUUUUGAAGAUCCUUCAGAUGAUCUAUCAGGUCUGCUGCAGUGCUAACAGAGACAUCCCAAACAGAGAUUUCAUCAUUCAUGAGAUCAGUGAUCUACUAGAUACGCUGCAAGCCACCUUGGAUAAGCUGUUUUUGCCAGUUUUGGGUUUUGUUCUUUCUGAUGAUUUGGAGGAUAUGGUGAAGCUGAAAGAUUACUGCUUUGAAACUAUUAACAUAUUGGUCAAGUUCCCUUUUGUGGCUGACACUGUAUCUAAAAAGAAAAUGUUUUGUUAUUUGCAGGUACUUUUCCAGAGCCUUCCAGACCCACACAGGAUCAUUUUAAAUGGCAAUGUGUUGCACAUAAACAGGGAAUCAGUGUUGACAGACACGCUCAAGUAUCUCAGACAAAAAACCCACGCAUUUCGAUAUCCAUUGCAGGUGACGUUCAUUGGAGAGAAUGGAGUAGAUAUGAGGGGUUUAUCGGCAGAAUUCUUCUUCCUUCUUUCCCAGUCUCUUGUGAAAUGGGAGAAGAAGGUGCUUGAAAUCCAUGAGAGUUCACUGGUUUGGUUCAACCCUGAUGGCAUGCAAGAUGAUAGUGAUUUUUACUAUCUUGGUGUUAUCUUUGGAAUGGCACUCUACAACCAGCAUUAUAUAAACCUUGACUUCCCACUGGCCUUGUACAAGAAACUUCUCCAGCUGAGUCCCACUCUGAAUGAUCUGGAGGAACUGUCUCCUGUGGAUACCAUAAAAACCACAAAAUACAACUAUAAAAAACACUUUAUACACUGUAGUGUUACAGAGCAGGUCAUAUUAAUUGUAUUUCAAAAAUCUCGCAUUAGAACUUUGAAAAGCCUUCUUGAGGAGGACGAGGAUGAAGUAGUUGAUAUGUUCAGUUUCGAUUUCACGGUCAACGGAGAAAAGCUCAUCCCAAACGGAGAUCAAAUUCGAGUGACAAAAGCUAAUAGACAGAAGUAUGUGGAUUUGUAUGUUGACUUUGUUUUCAACAAGUCAGUGAAGAAUCAGUUCGAGCAUUUCUCCAGAGGUUUCUUUAAGGGCUGCCCGUUCGAUUUCUGGAGCAUGUUCCACCCUGAAGAACUCCAGGAGCUUCUCCACGGCUCCCCUGAAUACGAGUGGAAGGAGCUUCAGCAGUGUGCUUCCUAUGAAAAGUGCUCUGCCUCUGAUGAGCUCAUCAAGAACUUCUGGACUGAAUAUCAUUAUUAUUUGCCUCACAUUAUUUAUUUUUUUCUAGUUUUCUUGUAUGGGACAGACCGUGUACCUGUGGGAGGUUUCUCAAAGCGCUCUCUGAAGAUUUCACAGUUAGUCUGUCCUGAUGCAGAAGACCGACUGCCAGAGGCCCAGACCUGUUUUGGCAAAUUAAUUCUUCCCAAAUACAGUGAUACGAACACACUUCGUGACAAGCUAAUACAUGUAAUCAACUUUUGUAAGGUUUUUGGACGAGCGUGAAAUUCCCUCCAGAAUCCAGACCCUAUGCAGUCAAGCAUAUGCUGCUAAACUUUGUAUCGUAUUGGCUUUGGAGGACUCAUAUUGGCUAGUUAUCAUUAUUUAUAUAAGUUAGACAUCAUAAAAUUGCUUAUAUAUGUAAAUAAACACAUUGUGAGAGUUCUAUCAUUAUUUAAAAUACCAUUUAUUGUUCAUGUUUUACUGCUGGUAACUUAACUAAAGCACUUUGUGAUUUUAUUUAGCCUAAUAUAAUGCAUUAAUAUACAGAUAUUCUGGUCUGUUAACUCAAUCCUAUUGUAUGUUUUGUUAUUUAGUGUUUUCUUCAAACAUAUUUAGUUGCUUAGAUAAAAAAAAUAUACAUGUUCUGGUAAAUAUGUCUUGUAUUGUCCAUCUUUAAAAAUUAUAUUCAUCAUAUUUACACAUGGAACAAAAGAUGCAACAGAACUGGAAUAAAAUAAGUUUAAGUACCAA